Zophobas morio is the source of this 1287-nucleotide messenger RNA. Its product is annotated as dnaJ homolog subfamily C member 25 homolog. Lineage: Eukaryota; Metazoa; Arthropoda; Insecta; Coleoptera; Tenebrionidae. The record is from RefSeq and is a predicted model, not a curated record. Gene Ontology annotation, biological process: protein folding. The coding region runs from base 161 to 1162 and encodes 333 amino acids. Gene Ontology annotation, cellular component: endoplasmic reticulum membrane. The transcript has a single exon.
GACACACUAAAGUCCCUAGCCAGAAUGUCAACGUCAGUCGCUAAACUUAGGUUAAAUCGCCAAAAAUAUUCGAACAUGCGACGGCGAGUAAGUAAUUCGUAAAUUCUAAAAUACAUUUAAGACGCUCAUUGAAAACCUCCACACAUACAACGUGCCAAAAAUGAUCCUCAGAAUGUUAUGGUGUGUAACCAUAAUCCUCCUCCACACAUUGGGAGCCCAUUCCCAGCUCCUCGAGGGUAUAUACUGUGGCAAAAGCAACUGCUACGACAUCCUCGGAGUUACCAGAGAAGCCACCAAAAACGAAAUCGCCAAAAGUUACAGAAGAUUAGCCAAACAGUACCAUCCGGACUUGCACAGGGACAAAGACGCGAAACUCGUGGCUGAGGAGCAGUUUAAAACUCUCGCGAACGCGUACGAUAUUUUGAAAGAUGAGGAGUCCCGGUCGGAGUACGACGAUAUGUUGGAUAACCCGGAUCAGUACUAUGCGCAUUACUAUAGAUAUUAUAAGAGGAGAAUGGCACCUAAGGUGGAUGUUAGGAUUGUUUUAGUUGUUACAAUAUCGGUGAUUUCGGUGAUACAGUACUACAGUGGGUGGCAGCGCUACGACACCGCUAUCAAGUACUUCAUGACUGUUCCAAAGUAUAGAAAUAGGGCCAUAGAUAUAGCGAAACAAGAGGGGCUGCUGCAUGGUGAUAAAAAAAGUAAAGGGAAAGCGAAAAUGCCAAAGGGGGUUGAUGAUAUUAUUAAGAAGGUGAUUGAAGACAAGAUGGAUAUUAAAGGGGCGUAUGCCAAGCCGAGCAUUACUGAUGUCUUAUGGAUUCAACUGAUUCUUGCUCCUUACACUAUAGCUAAGUAUAUUUUUUGGUAUGUGUCGUGGAUAUGGAGGCACACAAUUAUGAAGCAGCCCUACAGCGAUGAAGAGAAAUUAUACCUUAUUAGAAAGUACCUAAAAAUGGGGCAGUACCAAUUUGACAGUCAAGAGGAAGGUAGAAAGCAAGACUUCCUAGACAAAGAACUCUGGAUUAGGGAAAACUUUGAUGAGUGGUUCAAAGAAGAGGAAGAAAACGCCAAAAAGCAACUAGCGGAAAAUAAUAAAUAUAAACAGUAUAGAAGGUACUUAAAGAAUCACGGGGUUGGGAGAAUGACGUUCGAUGAUUCAUAACUUUGAUUUUAUAACCAAUUUAUUUAUGUGGUUUUUCAAUUUCAAGAGUUGUAUUUUUCCUUAUAUAAUUUUAUAUUUAUUACUUUUCUUAAAAAAAUAAAAAUUGAUUGAUUAAAAUAUUAAAA